GACAACAGAUGCUUAAUAUAGCGGCUGGUGUUUUCUAGGACACCAUUUCAGUUGUAUCUCAUUCGUAUUUGAUUGAAAGUGUAAAAAGCGCACUAGUUUUCUCGUAGCUCUGUUGGGGCUCAUGGGAGCUCAAGAAUGGAUAUUGGGGUUGUGGGCCUUGCCCUUAUGGCAUUGUGAUUUCUUAUGGUCCUAAUGUGACACAAGUUAUAUGGGGAACUUGAAGUAGGUGGAUGAGUUCUUCAGCUCUCACCUUAAUGGCUACCUUUUAGAGGGAUGUUUUCUCAAGGCACUUGAAAGCUAGCAUCAGAGCCAGUUCCACACUCGAAAGCUCAAUGCUCGAAGCUUCCUAUAGGUUGGGAUAGGAGAAAUGAGUUAUCAAUCUCAACAGAGCUUCAAGAAAAUGUCUGCCAGUGCCGGAAUCCUUACAUCUGCGGUUGCUGGAUCUGGAUAUCAAGGCCUAAAAGCCAACUCAGCAAAACAGCUGUUCCCUGCUAAGGAUUCUAUUUCAUGGAACAGCAAAACUGUCUCUAACGGUUCCAGAAUUCAUUGCAUGAAGACAUGGAAUCCAAUCAAUAACAAGAAGUUUGAGACACUUUCUUACCUUCCUCCACUCUCCGAUGACUCGAUUGCCAAGAAUAUCGAUUACAUGAUAAAAAUGGGAUGGAUCCCUUGCCUUGAAUUUGAUGAGGUUGGGCACGUGCGUAGAGAGAAUAGCAGAAUGCCAGGAUACUAUGAUGGGAGAUAUUGGACAUUGUGGAAGCUCCCAAUGUUUGGUUGCAAUGACUCUGCUCAGGUUCUAAAUGAAAUGCAUGAAUGCAAAAAAGCAUACCCAAAUGCUUAUAUACGCUGCUUGGCAUUUGACAACAAGAAGCAGUGUCAGUGCAUGUCCUUCAUCAUUCAAAAACCUCAACUCUAAGGGGAGUUAAGUUUGGCCUUCUUCUUUAUGUCUGUCUGUGAUUUCCUCUUUUGUGCUGCAAAUAAAAUGGUGGGUGGUGGUUGGGUUUUCACCUAAGUGGAUUUGCUUGUGGCCAUGGAUUAAAUAAGUAAUGAUAUCUGUUGGAAUGAUUACUUAUUUUUAUAA
Jatropha curcas is the source of this 1081-nucleotide messenger RNA. RefSeq names its product ribulose bisphosphate carboxylase small subunit, chloroplastic. The record is from RefSeq and is a predicted model, not a curated record. Lineage: Eukaryota; Viridiplantae; Streptophyta; Magnoliopsida; Malpighiales; Euphorbiaceae.